Messenger RNA from Anthostomella pinea, 1038 nucleotides. Lineage: Eukaryota; Fungi; Ascomycota; Sordariomycetes; Xylariales; Xylariaceae. The record is from the annotation of a GenBank genome assembly.
AUGCGACUCACAAACCUCGCCUCACUCCUCGCCCUCGCGUCCUUACCCUCCCCCGCAUGCUCCAAAACCGCCCCCAAGAACGCGAUCCUCCUCUCCGAAGUCCAAUCCCUAACCCUCCGCGGCGCCCCCGCACAAACAACCCACCGCCGCGUAUCGCCAAUCUCGCAACUAACCUGCGCCUCAUCCCCCCAAAUCUGCCGCCUGCACACCAUCGACGUCCUCCGCUGCACGAACCAGGGCUCCGGCUACGACACCGAGGACAUCCAGUGGUCGUGCGAGGCCGCCCUACCCCCCGAGCUCAAGCUCGGCUCCACCGACGUUAUUUGUGAGGGCUACGCCGGGCCCGAUGACCCGUACGUCCUCAAGGGCAGCUGCGGAGUAGAGUAUAGAUUGGUGCUCACCGAGCUCGGCGAGGAGAAGUUCCCUGAUAUCGCGAACGGCGGCGGUAGUGGUAGCGGGGGUUGGUUUGGUGGUGGUGGAGGGGGCAACAACAAGGGGCAGAAGAAGGAGGGCGAUAAUAAGGACAACGCGCCCGACAUCAGCGCCUGGCUGUUCGGGAUCAUCUUCGUCGGCGUGUGCGUCUGGAUCCUGUACAGCGCCUGGACCAGCGCCACGGACGGUCCCAGAGCAGGCCCCGUGCAGCGCAGGCCACGCGGAGUCGGCGGCGGCGGUGGAGGUCCCGGGUUUGGAGGCGGAGGUGGUUAUGGCGGCGGCUACGGUGGCUUCUCGGACGAUGACCCUCCACCGCCAUACACUGCUCCUAAGUACUCGUCGUCGAGCCAGGCUCAGAGUCAGGCUCAGCAGGGCUGGCGUCCGGGCUUUUGGAGCGGUACAGCUGCUGGCGCGGCCGCGGGCUAUAUGGCAGGCAACCGAGGCAGCAGUAGUGGACAGGGGACACCGCGCGCCACCAACAGCAGCAGCGGCGGUGGCGGCUGGGGAUCGACGCCGUCGAGCUCCUCGGGUUCCGGCUCUAGUUCAGGCUCCACGUCUUCCUCCAGGUACACCAGUACCGGCUUUGGUUCGACCAACAGAAGAUAG